UACUACCUCAACUUUAAUUUAGCAAAGAUUUUUACGGUAAGAUGACUGCUUGCCAUCUAGUUACACUAAACAAUUUAGGAUGUAUCCAUGGUGAAGUUAUGUUGCCAUGGUAGCGGUAUAAACAGUAGUUUGUGUACUGGUCGUUUCUGUAAUUUUUCAUCAGAAAAUAUGGAAAUAGAAAGUGAUUUAGAGGAAAAUAUUCCCUCAGACAUUUUAGAAGAAGCUAAUCAGGCAUCGCUUGAUCUACUGCCUGCAAAAUCUAGGGACAGAUACGAAAAAGAAUAUAAUGCUUUCAAAAAUUGGAUAAUGGGGAGAAAAGUCAAGAAAAUUGCUGAAGAGGUAAUCAUUCUAAAACGCUUAAACCAUCGACGAUGUGGAGUAAAUAUUCAAUGUUACGUACCACAUUACUUAUAAACGACAACGUUGACAUUAAGUAUGCAAAAGUCAUAGCUUUGCUUAAACGUCAAGGAAAUGGGUAUAAACCAAAGAAAGCUAAAAUUUUCUGUAGGAAUGACCUAAACAGAUUUCUUUCGGAGGCGGCCGAUGACUAUUACUUGCAAAUGAAGGUUGCUUUAAUUAUUGGACUUUCCGGAGCUUGCCGUUGCGAUGAGCUAAUUAAAUUGACAUUGCAUGAUAUUCGGGAUAAUGGAGACAUAUUAGUUGUGAAAAUACCCGAUAGCAAAACAAAAAUGCAAAGAACAUUUGUAAUCACUAACGAAACCAUUAAUGGAACAAGUGUACAUGGAAUUUAUAGAAAAUAUGUUUCAUUACGCUCUGUUAAAACUGAACAUACAAGAUUUUUUGUUAAUUACAUAAAAGGGAAGCGCACCAUCCAAGUCAUAGGGAAAAAUACAAUUGCCAAAAUACCAUAUAAAAUUGCAAGUACCUCGAGCUACCAGAUGCAGAAGGUUACACUGGGCAUAGUUUUCGGCGCACCUCCGCGUCUUUGUUGGUUGAUGCUGGAGGAGAUUUAUUGAGUUUAAAGAGACACGGAGGAUGGCGCUCUACCAACGUAGCCGAGGGCUAUUUAGAAGAAUCAAUCGUAAAAAAAGUAAAGUUUCUAACCAAAUUAUAUGCGGAAUGCCCUCCACAAAGGUUUCUGGAGAACAUCAAAUGAACUCUACAAACAUUGAAAGUACAGGUUUCAAUGUUAAUCAAUCUUCCUCACCUUUUUCUGGUAACAUUACUUUCAACAAUGUUAGUAAUUGCACCUUUAAUUUCGGUUCUUCUACUAGCACUGAGAAUAACAAGUACAUUAAAUAAAGUUAGUUGUAAUUGAAGGGUAUUUUGUUUACUUAUAAGCUUAGGUACGUUAUAUGGAGUUGAGGGAGGAAACACUUUUUUCCUCCCUUAGGGAGGAAAAGUGCAGCUUUCGACCCUCAAAAUGGGGCGAGAAAUGAUAUUUUCUAAAGAGGUAGUAGGAAAAAUAUUUAGUUGCAUCGAUUUUCUAAAAUUUUGUACUGUCGGAUAUGGAUUGUAUCCCCCACGAUGACGAGCAACAGAAAAAAAUUUUCGAGAAGAUCUUGAUUUAAGAAGCCCGUUCCCAAUAUAUAAUAAUAGAUUUUUAAAUCUUCAGAUCUCAAAUCUUCCCACAAUAAUAAAAUUGCGUUAAUUCUCAUUCCAAACCCAUCAAUACAAUAAAUGUUAUGUCUUCUCUUUAUACUCGUAUAUCUUCAAACAUGUCCU
Photinus pyralis (common eastern firefly) is the source of this 1686-nucleotide messenger RNA. RefSeq lists its product as uncharacterized. Gene Ontology annotation, molecular function: DNA binding. The transcript has 2 exons. Gene Ontology annotation, biological process: DNA recombination; DNA integration. Bases 372 to 977 code for a protein of 201 amino acids. The record is from RefSeq and is a predicted model, not a curated record. Lineage: Eukaryota; Metazoa; Arthropoda; Insecta; Coleoptera; Lampyridae.